Molecule: messenger RNA, 426 nt
Organism: Coniosporium apollinis CBS 100218
Lineage: Eukaryota; Fungi; Ascomycota; Dothideomycetes
Exons: 1
Coding region: 1-426 (141 amino acids)
Source: RefSeq, a predicted model, not a curated record
AUGUCUUCCCCUAAGAACACCUCCAUUUCCCCAAACGCAGACACCAAGCAAGCAGACGACUUCGUCAAGGUUUGGAAACCGAAGCCGGAAGGGUUCCAGCAGAUUGAAGCACCGAAGAUGGAAGAAUUCGAGAACAUUGAGAAGCCAAAGGAGGAGAAGUUUGAGUAUAUCGACCGACAGAAGCAAGUGAAGGAGAAGUUCAAACAUGUUGAGCUACCAGAACCGGAGUCUCCUGUGGUGGUAAAGAAACCCAAGGACGAGGAAUUUGAGGUGGUGGAGAAACCGGAGAAUGUUGCGGUUGAUGGGAUGGAACGGAAAAUGUAUUCGGCUCUAAAUUUAGGCGAAGGAGCCGGAAAGUGUCUUCGCUCAGGGCAAGAGCAUGGAGCAAGCAUUCAUGACCAUGAUCAACGCUUUGCAAGCGCCUGA